Fragaria vesca subsp. vesca is the source of this 3272-nucleotide messenger RNA. Its product is annotated as plasma membrane ATPase 4-like. NCBI's taxonomy places the organism in Eukaryota, Viridiplantae, Streptophyta, Magnoliopsida, Rosales, Rosaceae. The coding region runs from base 110 to 2977 and encodes 955 amino acids. Gene Ontology annotation, cellular component: plasma membrane. The record is from RefSeq and is a predicted model, not a curated record. Gene Ontology annotation, molecular function: ATP hydrolysis activity; ATP binding; P-type proton-exporting transporter activity. The transcript is spliced from 16 exons. Gene Ontology annotation, biological process: proton export across plasma membrane; regulation of intracellular pH.
CUUUAAAAUCCUUGGAUUUUAAUCCUUUUGUGCUAACAAAGCUAGAACCCCCAUAUAGAUAUCAUCGUCUUCUCCUUAUUGUUGGUGUCGAAAAUUUUGAUUGCAGAAGAUGGGGAGCACGGACAAGGCUAUAAGCCUUGAGGAGAUCAAGAACGAGACUGUUGAUCUGGAGAGGAUUCCCAUUGAGGAAGUGUUUGCACAGCUGAAAUGUUCCAGAGAAGGUCUAAGCUCUGCGGAAGGAGCCCAGAGGCUCGAGAUUUUCGGUCCCAACAAGCUAGAAGAGAAGAAGGAAAGCAAGUUUCUCAAGUUCCUUGGGUUUAUGUGGAACCCUCUAUCAUGGGUUAUGGAAGCUGCAGCUAUUAUGGCUAUUGCUUUGGCCAAUGGAGAUGGGAAGCCCCCAGAUUGGCAAGAUUUUGUCGGUAUUGUCUGCCUGUUGGUGAUCAACUCCACUAUCAGUUUCAUUGAAGAAAACAAUGCUGGAAAUGCAGCUGCUGCGCUUAUGGCUGGUCUUGCUCCUAAGACUAAGGUGCUUAGAGAUGGAAAAUGGUCUGAGGAGGAGGCUGCCAUUCUGGUUCCAGGAGAUAUCAUCAGCGUCAAGUUGGGAGACAUCGUCCCAGCUGAUGCUCGUCUUCUUGAGGGCGAUCCUUUAAAGAUUGAUCAAUCUGCCCUUACCGGAGAAUCACUUCCAGUGACCAAGCAUCCAGGUGAUGAAGUAUUCUCUGGUUCAACAUGCAAACAAGGUGAAAUCGAAGCUGUUGUCAUUGCCACUGGUGUCCACACCUUCUUUGGGAAGGCUGCUCAUCUUGUUGACAGCACCAACAAUGUUGGACAUUUCCAGAUGGUUCUCACCGCUAUUGGAAACUUCUGUAUCUGCUCCAUUGCAAUUGGAAUGUUGAUUGAGAUUGUAGUCAUGUACCCUAUUCAGCACAGAAAGUACAGGGAUGGAAUUGACAAUCUCCUUGUACUCUUGAUCGGAGGCAUUCCUAUUGCCAUGCCUACCGUCUUGUCUGUGACGAUGGCUAUUGGAUCUCACAAACUCUCUCAGCAGGGUGCCAUUACCAAGAGAAUGACUGCCAUUGAAGAAAUGGCCGGUAUGGAUGUGCUUUGCAGUGACAAGACAGGAACACUUACUCUUAACAAGCUUAGCGUUGACAAAAACUUGAUUGAGGUGUUUGCCAAGGGUGUGGAGAAAGACCAUGUGGUUCUGCUUGCUGCUAGGGCAUCUAGAGUCGAAAACCAGGAUGCCAUUGAUGCUGCCAUGGUUGGAAUGCUUGCUGACCCAAAAGAGGCUCGGGCUGGCAUUCGAGAAAUUCACUUCUUGCCAUUUAAUCCUGUGGACAAGAGAACUGCUUUGACUUACAUUGAUUCUGAUGGAAAUUGGCACAGAGCAAGCAAAGGUGCACCUGAGCAGAUUUUGGACCUCUGCAAGUGCAAAGAGGAUUUCAAGAAGAAGGCUUUUGCCAUUAUUGACAAGUAUGCUGAACGUGGUCUUCGGUCUUUGGCUGUUGCUAGACAGGAAGUGCCUGCGAAGGCAAAAGAAAGUGAGGGUGGUCCAUGGCAGUUGGUUGGGUUGUUGCCUCUUUUCGAUCCGCCAAGACACGAUAGUGCAGAAACUAUUCGCCAGGCCCUUAAUCUCGGGGUGAAUGUUAAGAUGAUUACUGGUGAUCAACUUGCUAUCGCAAAGGAAACUGGUCGCAGACUUGGAAUGGGAACAAACAUGUAUCCAUCUGCUUCAUUACUUGGUCAAGACAAGGAUGCAAGCGUAGCUGCCCUCCCAAUUGAAGAGUUAAUCGAGAAGGCUGACGGGUUUGCUGGAGUGUUUCCAGAGCACAAAUACGAGAUUGUGAAGAAGUUGCAGGAGAGAAAGCACAUUUGUGGAAUGACAGGAGAUGGUGUUAAUGAUGCCCCUGCAUUGAAGAAGGCAGAUAUUGGAAUUGCUGUUGCUGAUGCUACAGAUGCUGCACGAGGUGCUUCCGACAUUGUUCUUACAGAACCUGGAUUGAGUGUCAUCAUCAGUGCAGUUUUGACCAGUAGAUGUAUUUUCCAGAGAAUGAAGAACUACACAAUCUAUGCAGUUUCCAUCACCAUCCGUAUUGUGUUUGGUUUCAUGUUUAUUGCACUCAUAUGGAAGUUUGACUUCUCUCCAUUCAUGGUUUUGAUUAUUGCCAUAUUAAACGAUGGAACAAUUAUGACAAUCUCAAAGGAUAGAGUUGUGCCAUCUCCCCUUCCUGAUAGCUGGAAAUUGAAAGAGAUAUUUGCUACUGGGAUUGUGCUCGGAGGUUACUUGGCAUUGAUGACUGUUAUAUUCUUCUGGUUGAUUAAAGAAACCGACUUCUUUUCAGACAAAUUUGGUGUCAGAUCUAUAAGGGAGAGUCCUGAGGAUCUAAUGGCUGCCUUGUACCUACAAGUCAGUAUUGUGAGUCAGGCUCUCAUUUUUGUCACUCGGUCACGAAGCUGGUCCUUUAUGGAACGCCCUGGACUACUAUUACUGGGUGCUUUUGCCAUCGCCCAGCUGAUUGCAACUUUGGUGGCAGUAUAUGCUAACUGGGGAUUUGCAAGAAUACAUGGAGUCGGUUGGGGAUGGGCCGGUGUCAUCUGGCUUUACAGCAUUGUCUUCUAUUUCCCACUCGACAUUAUGAAGUUUGCCAUCCGUUACAUCUUGAGUGGAAAGGCAUGGCUCAACAUGCUAGACAACAGGACUGCCUUUACCACCAAGAAAGAUUAUGGAAAAGAGGAGAGGGAAGCUCAAUGGGCUCAUGCACAGAGGACCCUUCAUGGACUCCAAGCACCAGAAAGUAGUUCACUGUUUAACGACAAGAGCAGCUACAGAGAGCUGUCUGAGAUUGCCGAGCAGGCUAAGAGACGAGCAGAGAUGGCAAGACUUCGUGAGCUUACCACACUCAAGGGACAUGUCGAGUCAGUGGCCAAGCUGAAGGGCCUGGACCUUGAUUCAAUCCAGCAACAUUACACAGUGUAAGAAUCCCAAAUGGAAAUUUUACCCGGGAAACCAGAGGCCACAAUUCAACGAUGUAUCAAAUUCAAGAGGAGAGACAAAUCAAGAAGGCCUAAUUAGUUUAAACAUUUUCUUGAUACGAUGGAGAGCUGUCUGUGCAAUAUAUAACUACUCUCCUGUUCGCCUGUAUUUUUACUUUCUCAUGUAUUUCAAGUGCCAGCAAAAAAAGGUUGUGUUUGGUUUAGUUUUGUUCUCUUGUAGGGGCCAAGUACCCAGUUUAUCCUUUGAUUCUCAUAGCACUAUUUUUUUCACCUUACUU